CUUCCGGUAAAAUGGCAGGUUGCAGAUAGUUUCUGAAAUGCCAUUAAUACUUAUGUGCGGUUUUCCGUCCAGCGGGAAGUCAAAAAGGGCAAACGAACUUGACAAGUACUUUUCUAAUGAUUGUCAAAAGAAAGUGACUGUUAUUAGUGAUCACACGAUAGGUGUCAAUCGAAAUGAAACUUACGACGAUUCCAAGAAAGAAAAGAUUGUGAGAGGAAAUUUGAAAUCAUCUGUACAAAGGUGUUUGGAUAAAGACAGCCAGCAUCACUAUUUUAGACUCUUGAAUAUAUAA
Molecule: messenger RNA, 292 nt
Organism: Ruditapes philippinarum (Manila clam)
Lineage: Eukaryota; Metazoa; Mollusca; Bivalvia; Venerida; Veneridae
Product: protein KTI12 homolog
Exons: 3
Coding region: 38-292 (84 amino acids)
Source: RefSeq, a predicted model, not a curated record